AUUCAGCUUACUCCCUUGAGCUGGAUGGUGACCAUGACAAUGUUUACUAUUGGCAAGUUCCAUCUGGGAUGACUGAAUCAUGUUUUCUCGAUUUCUUAAUCGAAGUUGUGGUUGCAAUCUCCUUGGAAGAUGUCUCCAACCAGGAAACAGAACGAUUUCUUGAUCUCCUUAAUUGUACUUCUGAAACACUUCUAGAGUUAAAGAAACUCAACCACAAGCGCACGGAAUGGUAUAAAAGGGAUGACGAGAAAACUGCAUCCAUAUUACGCGCCAAGCUUGCUGACUUUGAACCCAUUUUACCUUACCCGUCCCAGGGAAACAUUACAAGGGUGUCUCUACGAAUAAACAACGAAACAGAUCCUUCCGGGGAGCUACGAAGAACGAUAAACCAAAGCCUCUGGAAUGAAGCAACAUUUUAUGCUGAAAGUGACGCAGAGGCUGAAAAGGAGGAAAGCCAAGAUUCUUGUCUAGAUGAUCUUUACUCGUCAGAUGAAGAUGAAGAAGUUGAGCGGGAAGUCCAGGCGACCCCGGAGAGGCCAUGUUAUUAUCCUUCUCAAAUAGAGAUGGCAGCGAUAUUAAAGAAACGAAUUGAUACCAUCAUGUCUCAUUACCACAGCAUUUCAAGAUUAAGGGAGGUCUUCAACGAUAUUGAAUUCGUAGUGUACACAGCCCGGUACAGAAUGCUGAGUGAUCAGACAGAGAAGAGGAUUUGCCAUCCUAACGCAGGUGUACUAUCAAGAGAAGAACUCGAAUCACGCAAACGUGACCGUGAUGGAAAGAAAAGGAUGUUCAUGUAUGUUCGUAGUGCAGAAACGGAUACGCAUUUUGAUGAACUCAAAAGAGAUGUUCAAGAAAAACCUCAGACACUGUUUGUCAUUGUAGCAGACGAAUGCCAUUGGGGAAUAACACGAGACAAAGAGAGAAAAUCCUCUGCCCAUAAUCUUUUCAUCAAUGAAUGGUGCAAAAAGGACCCUCCAAGAAAUGUGAUUGUUGUACAAAUCUCGGCUACACCUUUUAACCUCCUGACGAAGAACUCUCGCCUUCCCGUGGUUUCCUGCGUCCUUAUGAGAGACAGUGACGUUACCACUCUGAACGAACAGACAGCAGGCGAUCUUGUGGUGCAGAAGCAAGGCUCUAGCCCUAAAGAGCAUGUGCGAAACACCUCAAAGGAAGUAGAACUUCAUGUUAUCCAUUGGUCCGAGGUCGAACUUAAAAACUUUGAAAGUGGAAUGCGAAUGAAGCUCAAGUCAGCUUUGAUCACUGAAAACUCCCCGUACCAGUACCUUCAAGUCUCCACAAACGGAAAACUAAGUGUAACACCUGAGCGAGAUGAUGCGACAGUAUUCAUCAUCCAAGGCAGUCACGGCAUUGUUACUCUCAAAGCAGAACAAACACCUUCGAAGACCUUGACCGUCAUCAAAAAUGUCAACGGAAAUUUAGAAGCCAAGCAUGAUCCUCCAGAGCCAACAGAAUUUGAAGUUAAGCUAGAUUUUGGAGUAGGGGUGGUUGCAUUUUGUUCCUGCGACGGACAAGAUCACUACAUUUCUGUUGACGCGAAUAACUGCGUCAGUUUGCAAACCGCCAAAAUUGAGCGAAAAUGUGGUGUCUCUAUUAUGAAACCAAAACACGACCUGGCUAAAGUUUCUUUCCAAUUCUACCCUGAUCAGUCGGCACCAAUGCAGGUGAACACGGCUGGGAAGCAGUAUAUGAGUUUGAACUACUAUCUCAGCACCCUGAACAGUCCCAUCAAGAAAGACCAGAAAAUUCGGGAAGAUGAGACCUUUCAACAAAUUGUGGACAAGGCUAAGAGAGGGAGGAAAAUGUCACAGUCAGAUUCGACUUCCUUUCCAAUCGAUGCCUUGCUUUGUGCUGAUUACUGCUACCACAUUAUCCAUUCGAGUGUUUUCGAUAGUGGUGACAAGAUACGUGAGGCACUGACCCAAAGAUUCAAAGAAUCACCCGCAUCUGAAUUCCACAGUCGCCUCAAAUCAUUCAAGGGGAACCUUUAUUCAACAGACUUGGAAAGGUACAUUGACCCAGAGGCUUUCGAGCUAAUCCAAAAAGAUAUCUGUCAUAGAGUGAAACAAACCUUUCAAGAAAAUCUGAAACAAGUAGCCAAGUUGCAGAAACAGAUGUCACCUGACUGUGUUAAAUUACAGACAGCUGAGGAAGAACUAGCUACAUCAUUUGUUGAAUGCAUGAUGCAUCUUCCUCCCCAAGAGCUGGAAAAACUCGAACACGUUGGUGACGUUAAACAAACACUGCAAGAGUUUAAAAUGGUCGCAAAAUGGCACGAUCUCGUUCAAGCACAUGAAACACAUUACUUAGUGGAAGAUUUGAUUCAGAGCGGGAAAGGUGAUAAGGGAAAAAUGAAAAUUGUACGAGCCAAGACAAUGAGAACUGCUGACCAAUUUUACUACACGGUACAACUAGCGAGGAAAAUGUCACAUCUUGAAGAAUGCUUCGAAGUCAUUAGAGACUAUGGAGGAAUUCAGAUCGAGAACCAACUAAUGAAGUCGUCAAGUCCCUUUUUCAAAAAACUUCAACCAAAAACUUGCACCAAAAAGUUUGAUUGUAAUUGCAGUGAGCUGAAACUACAACUCAGACAGAAAUCGUGUGCCAAUUGUCAGCACGUACACAAAUCGAUAACGCAGUAUGAGGACCUGGAAAACCUGGCAUGCAUACUCAUUUUGGUCGAUAAAGGUCGCAUGGGUGACACAUUUCCUCAAAGCUUUGACUGUCUCGACUUGCGACUUAACUACGACAGCAGUCAAGAGUUUAAGGAGGGCUCAGCAAUGUAUCUGUCAAGUCUUAUUCAAGAGCUGGGAAGAAUGUGUCGUUAUGUGAAAGUUCCAACAAGUACGUUUCCUUAUGCAUUGGUUGGGCGACAGCUAUUCAAGAAACUCCAAAUGUCAUUGGAGACGUCUCCGUCAAUGAGUGCAACUAUCCGUAUUAAAGCAGACCGGUAUAUGACAACGACGCGCAAGGAAAAAGGGGCACAUUCCUCGUCACUGCGAUGGCUAGACUAUGAAGCUCAUAAGGACAGCUACGAUUAUGAAAACGAACAAACGCACUGCAACAGAAUACUUCUACAAGCCGAACCUCAAAUUGGCAAGACUGGAACGUACUUGUGCCUGAUAAGAGAUUUACGACUGGAUAUUUUAGGGAAGGAAAGAGUUUUGCUCACUUCACCCGCUGCAUUUGACGAAGGUUCCUUCUACCAGUGGAAGGAGAGAGAUGUUCCUGACGAGUCGGUUGUCAGAGAGAUGGACGAAUGGAAAGACUGGCAACUUCCCUUUUGGAAAACGAUCGAGACUUCUCCAAGCUUGCACGAAAAACCAGUUGGGACGGGAAAGUAUUCAAUAGGAGGUUGCUUUUACACUCAUGACAUGGAGGAAAUUCCAUAUAUUCUUCUGAAGGGAGAAAAGCAGAAGUUAGUUAAGACUGGUCAUCAACGCCUCAAAACUGACGAUUGUUCAAAUGGCCUCCGUGCCUGGCACUGGUACCAUUUCGAAAAAUGUGCUGAGUGUGGAAGACGUCUUCAAGGUAGAGAAUCUAUCCAAGAAAAUGCGAAGGUAGACAUUGAUGGUAUCCCAGUCACUGUUAGAUGCUCCCUGCCGAGCAAUUGUCCAUCAUUCGCACAGCUGAAAGAAUGGUCAAAGAGAAGUAAAUCCUUACAUGAUGAUCACACCCUGCCUUACUGGAUAUUUCAUCCUUCACACAGAAGCGAUCCAAAAAAAUGCACUCUAAAUUACCACCACGUAAUGAAAGACGAGGAAUUUGUUGCCAAUUAUUUCCAAGCUGUCGUUGUUCGAGGGGAAAAGUUCGAGGCUUACAGGGAAACUUGGGGAAAAGUGCUCGUCAUUCUACAACUGCCAGAGAAACUUCCAAACUGCGGCCUUGGACCGGAUGAAGGAGGAAUUGGUUAUGCCAGACUGUUUAUUCAAAAGUUCGCAUUUUCUUUAGAGCUUGAAUACAUCUUCAUGAUUGAUGACAAUAUGGCCAUGAUGUCUGAGGCAGAAUUUGCAACUGAUCAUAUAUCUGGAAAAGAAAGAAAAGUCCUCAGAGAUGACAAUGGGGUGAUGCAAAUGAGACGCGGUACUUUCCUAAAGCCUUUGAAAAGUCUUCAGAGAAUAAUGCAGGGAAAGGACACUCCACCAAUGGCUGACGGGGAAUACGAGUCUCAUCCUUUAAGACAUAAUUUUGAAGCGGAAGGUUUUCCACUGUAUACCUACACUGGUCCUGCGAAAUUGUUCGGCGAUAAGCAACAUGGGAGCUAUGGUAUUCUUGGUCUGAUGAGAAGUUUCCCAAAAGCGGUGCGUCCCUUUAUAAAGACCCAAGUGUACGCUGUAGUCUUGCUGAAUGUCAAAAGUACUGUGGAAAAAGGCAACUUUUACCGUCCAUGGCCAUGCUGGGAAGAUCUGCGCUUCAACGAUGAUUGUGACAAAGCAGGUCUAUGGGUUGUUAAAUGCAACCGUUACUCCUUCUUCAAAGUUCAGUACAAAGACUGGAUUGAAAACUUAGUCCUCCCCCAAAUCUUCCCUUGGGAUGAAAAUUGUACGAUCGUGGAGGGACCACUUCAAAGCGAGUUACCUGAAGACCUGGAAGAGAAAAUUAUCCUGGAGCACCUUAGCCGCUUUGUGAACACGUGUGGUCCUGACAAGUGUUUCAAAGGAAGCAUCGGAUGUGAUCGACUGGAUCAAAGAGAGGAAUCUCCCCUUCGCAUUGUUGAAAUACUCGAUGCAGACAUAGUUACAAAAGAAGACUUCGCUCGAGGAGUUUCGUUCCUGGUUCUCUCCUACAGUGCAGAAAAUCGGAGGAGAGAGACCCUAUAUCUCCUUGACUUAUAUUUCUGUAAAACUAAGGAGAAAAUUGUCUUCGUUGCCACUGCCGAGGAAGCAAAGAGGCGGUGGCCUCAGUUGACUAAACACAGCUUAUCAACCGAGAACGGUAUUUGUCACAACGCCGAGAUGAGUGAAAGAAAUGCGCAAUUUGCUAUUUUUUCAGCGGCGGACCCAAGAAGGCACCGUCUGCGUUGGAUUUUGAUUGAGGCAUCCUUCUUGCAAGGCAAUGAGGAACUCGAAAGGGAUGCUAGUACAGGUAACGAAAAUGCCUUCCCAAGUGAUCUCGUGGACACGAGAGAUGUGUCAGCAAUUAAGGAACGAAUCCCAAGUAGCAUGGAAAAUAGAAAUAAUUCGAAGAAAGAGGGAAAGAGAUCCCUUCAAGAGCCCCUCGCUAACUUCUGCGAAAUCAAGAGGCAGAAGAUAGAGGAUGACAACUUAUGUCCUGGUGAGACAGAUAACGAUGAUAAUGACGAUUCGAUGUCUAAUGAGGAUGAUGAUGAUGAUGAUAUGAUAUAUUUAGGAACUUCAUCUAAUCAGCAAACAUCACAAUAUGACCGCAGGGUUUCUCAUCAUUCUUCCGACUUUGGAGAAAGCAGCUCAAGCAGAAGACGUUCUUUGGAUUCGGCGCACAAUGACCAAGAUUUCUCUCAAGAUGAAAUGUAUCCCUCUGAUUUAGGCGAGACUGGAGAUGAUAGAAUCCAAAACGAUACUGAUACCAUCCUCCUCAAUGAAAGCUGCCCAUCUCAAGACAUGACCCAAGAAGACAAAAGUGAUUAUUCUAAGUAUCUCGAAGGGACAAGUGAUGUCACUAAAGCUAUCGUCGAUCUUUGGAUGAAAUACAAGAAAAUUUCGGGAUCGAGCCUUAAUGUCAGGGAAGAGAUAGCGAAAAGGCUUGCUGAAUUCACUUCUAAUCAGUUAAACGAAAGGGACAAGAGAGGUUACACUCCACUCUUGAAAGCUUGUUCGUUACCUUCUAUGAGCCCCCAUGUGAUGAAGUAUCUUAUGGGUACAAAGAUAGAUGUCACCUGUCAGCUACCAGCUGACUUUGACAGACACCACCCAGCAGGGGAGGGGCUGAUUCCAGGGAUGUCCGCCUUGUCAGUAGCAAUUAAAUGUAGAAAUGUUAGCCUGGUUCAAAUUUUCAAGAAACAAGAAAAAGAAAAAUUGAUAAAAAUUGAAGACGAGGAUGGAAAUACCGCUCUGCAUCAUAGUAUUCUUACCUGUUCUAAAUCUGCCUUUAGGGCACUUUUUCCUUUAUUUGAGCCAAAGGAUGGGAGAGAAAUGCUCAACAAAAAGGGAAAGAGCCCUUUAGAAAUUGCUCUAGAGAUGGAAUCGAGUGGAAUGUCUAAAGGAAAGCAAGAAGAUAACAUCCGAUUCAUGAUUAAAGAAAUGAACAAGAAUAAAAAUGGGAACCUCGUAAAAUAUCUCAGUCCGAGAUCAAAAAUUGCAUCAACUGCUUAUGGACCUCGUUAGAAAUCUUGUAAGCAAACGGAGAAGUGAUAUGAGCCCUCAGUGUUCUGUGUCUGCCAUCAUCAAGUAAACAAGUAAAGCGACAUACAGUUAUUAAGAUGUCACAUGCACCCUCAGUGUUGUCCACAUGCACCUGGCUAACAAAGUAAGAUACGAUUCUACAGAGAUGUGUAGUAUAUAGUGCUUAUUUACAUCCGCCAUUGACAGUCGACAUAAUAAUUUGUCGUGGUUUUCCUCCUGCAAAGUCCUAAACUAUUACGCGUAUUUCUCACAACCAAUCAGCAAAGAUCCGCAUCAAGAGACAAAACAAGGACAGAGGAAUCGUAAGUGAAAACACAUUCUGGAACCAGAUUUGAUUUGCGAAGAGAGACAUUGUUUCGUCUUUGUAAUAGACAACCACUGGACAUUUUUAAACGUAGAUGAAUUCAUGUUACAAUUGUGUAAGUAAUACGGAUAGAAGACAGUCUUCGUCUAGCCAUAGAAACAUAUUUAUCUAUGAGGAAUGAUAGGGCUGAGACGAACAUGCGACUUAGUGCAAUUCAUAUUUAGCAUAGAAGCGAUAUUAAAAUAUUGAUAUUUAAGUAAGGUUUCACUACGAGGGUUUUUAAUAUCUUUUAGUGAUAAAAAGACGCCUCCUUCAAGUAGCGUAGUGAAAACAAAAACCUUAAGAAAAUGACGUGUUUUUUGUCGGUACAAAGAUACAAGUUAAAGUUAGGGUUGCCUUCAGCAUUUGCCUCGAAACUAAAAACGCGCCUUCAAAAGAUUUUUUUAAAACCUGAUUAGGUGAUGUACUGCUAGAAAAAUAAGAACCGAAAAAGCAGACUAUUUAAACGAAAAACUAGAAGGAACUGAUAGUACAACUAAUCGUUUGUGGUAAGUAAGUUUAAAAAUAGGUGAUUUUAUCGUAAGACUGUUUCAACCAUCGGAAUGAGAGUUUUCGGGUUUUCACAUAAUUAUGAUUUUUACGAUGGAAGCAUACCAAGCUGUAAAAAUCUCAUGUACCUCUGUUUGAACUACGCCGUAUGGGAAUCUUACGAUCCUUAGAGUAGCAAGAAAAUAAGCAAAAAUUUAGAAACCCUAGGCUAUAUACAGCUAUAAGUUUAGUCAUCUCAUAUAUAUAUAUGGUAUUUGCCGGCUGGGAGGUCCGUAUGGUGAAAAACUGUGACCGAGAUCACAGAUUUCACCACUCUUGCUUCGAAAUUCGAAAGGUAACAGUUAGUUUUAGCUAAUUAAAGCACACGUAGAUCUAUAAUAGUGCACACUGUUGGCUUGUUAUUACACUUUCUUACCAGAUUAGCUCGCCAUAAAUGCGUAUUUGUUAAGGGUUCUGAGCGUUUGCAGGCGGUAAUAAGUGCUCUUCCGGUUACCGUCUGAUAAGGAGAACCCUGAGUGUCUACGACUCAUGAGUCCAAAACAGCACUUUUUUCAAUACCAAGAAGUUACGUUAUCAUUAUUACAUACUUUAAAAGCUUUUAAUGUCUUAUAGAGUUUCACUGAUGGUUAAGCAUUUUUCAAAACAUAAAAGCUGUCAGAAGUUGUCAUUAAAGUGAAAAAAAUGAUUGA
Messenger RNA from Pocillopora damicornis (cauliflower coral), 7877 nucleotides. RefSeq lists its product as uncharacterized. Lineage: Eukaryota; Metazoa; Cnidaria; Anthozoa; Scleractinia; Pocilloporidae. Gene Ontology annotation, biological process: multicellular organism development. Gene Ontology annotation, molecular function: protein binding. The record is from RefSeq and is a predicted model, not a curated record.